GGAAAGCGUCGCGUUUGGAUUGCGUCAUAACUCGUGGCCGCACUUGUUUUUGAUUCAGUAACGCUGAGUAAUCUGUAGAAACAGGAUUCAGUCACCGCUCAAACAGGAUCAGACCCUGUGGGUGAAAGGAAAGGCUGUCUAAUAUUUGUAUCGAAGGUAUCCAAUAAUGACAGGAGGCUUGAAGGUUCUGCUGCUUUUGUCUCUGAGUCUUGUGGUGUGGACUGUGCCCAUAGACCGCAAGCAAGACCCUCCCCAGGAGGACAGAGCAGAGGACAAUGGGGACACUGGUCUGUACUAUGACCGUUACCUCCGAGAGGUGAUUGAGGUGCUGGAAACUGACCCUCACUUCAGAGAAAAACUCCAGUCUGCCAACACAGAUGACAUCAAGAACGGACGUCUCAGCAAGGAGUUGGAUUUGGUGGGCCACCAUGUGAGGACACGACUGGAUGAGCUAAAGAGGCAAGAGGUCUCGCGCCUCCGGAUGUUACUGAAGGCCAAACUGGACAGCACCAACGCACAGAGUGUUCAGAUGGAUCACGUUUCCUUGUUGAAGCAGUUUGAACAUCUGGACCCUCAUAAUCAGAACACAUUUGAAGCCAAAGACCUGGAGCUGCUUAUAGUAACGGCCACUAAAGAUCUUGAGAAUUACGAUGCGGAGCGUCACGAGGAGUUUAAGCGCUACGAGAUGCUGAAAGAACACGAGAGGAGAGAGUACCUGAAGAGUUUGGACCAGGAGAAGAGAGAGGAGGAGGAGAAGAGAAUCCAGGAGCUGAAAGAAAAGCACCGGCAGCACCCUAAAGUUAACGCUCCGGGAAGCGUGGAUCAGUUACGAGAGGUUUGGAAAGAGACAGAUGGGCUGGAUCCACAGGAGUUCAACCCCAAGACAUUCUUUAAGCUCCACGAUACGAAUGGUGACGGUGUGUUGGAUGAGCAAGAGCUGGAGGCCCUUUUCACGAAAGAGCUGGAGAAGGUGUAUGAUCCCAAGAAUGAAGAGGAUGACAUGAUGGAGAUGGAGGAGGAGAGGCUGAGGAUGCGAGAACACGUCAUGCAAAACGUAGAUCUCAAUCAUGACAGACUGGUCAGCCUUGAAGAGUUCCUCAAGUCUACGGAGAAGAAAGAGUUUAACAACGCAAAGGAAUGGGAGACACUGGAUGAUACAAAGCCAGUGUACACAGAAGAGGAGCUGCAGCGCUUUGAGGCAGAACUUCGGGAUAGAGAGGUGGAUCUCGGCAGAAGGGCGGAGAAACUACGACAAGAGCAGGAACUUCUCAAAGAGAGAAGCAAAGCCCUUGAAGCCCAGAAACGAGAAUAUCAGCAGGCAGUGAUGGAGAGGUCACAAAAACAAAAGGAGCAACAGGCACUGAACAGACAGCCUCCCUCAGGUCCUAAUGGUGAGCUGCAGUUUCAGCAAGAGAUCCAGAAACUAGCAAAUGAAGAUAAUCAAGUGCUUAAAGUCCCAGUCGAUGAGAAUGGAAAUGUGCCAGCUGAGCCACCACAGAAUCUGCCACAGCACACGUCCUAACACAAACACAUGCACACUUCUACCUGAUUUACAGUUUUCAAGAACCUGCCUUUGAAUUGCACAGGGCACGUACACAUACACACACAAGCCUGUCGACUUAACCCUGUUCUUAUCUUAUUCUCUCAGCAUAACAGAAUAACAGUAAUUAACAGUUUAACCUCCUCAUGGUGUUUCUGCUUUAUCCUCAACCAAAUAUGCUCAAAUCCCUAAUAGAGUGGCAUCAGUAUAGACCGUUUGCAUGUUCCCUUCUAAAGAAUGGCACAUUAAUAUUGGAUAUGUGGCUUUGUUUGGUGGUAGUCAGGUUUUUUUUUUUUAAUAUUGCUACUUUUGCCCUGGUUUCAAGGUUUACAGCCCUGCUUGCUUUUCGUUGUGUUUCUCGACUGGAAUAAAGUGGUUCUUUUCUGUGGUUCUCAUUAUGAGAGUAAAACCUUCUAGACAAGGCUUUCUGAUGUAAGGUUUCUAAUAGACUCAGACGAGCACAAAACUGUAAAUCAAACAUUCAGAUACAGCAAUGUGCAAUCAAUCAGUUUUAUUAUUAUUAUUUUUUAAAUCUAAUAUAAUUCCCACUGAUUUUAUGGCUUUCAUUUAAUAAAGGCUAUUUAUGGAAA
Messenger RNA from Carassius auratus (goldfish), 2130 nucleotides. RefSeq names its product nucleobindin-1-like. The transcript is spliced from 13 exons. The record is from RefSeq and is a predicted model, not a curated record. Gene Ontology annotation, cellular component: extracellular exosome; endoplasmic reticulum-Golgi intermediate compartment. Lineage: Eukaryota; Metazoa; Chordata; Actinopteri; Cypriniformes; Cyprinidae. Gene Ontology annotation, molecular function: calcium ion binding. The coding region runs from base 167 to 1522 and encodes 451 amino acids.